Molecule: messenger RNA, 890 nt
Organism: Gadus macrocephalus (Pacific cod)
Lineage: Eukaryota; Metazoa; Chordata; Actinopteri; Gadiformes; Gadidae
Product: claudin-4-like
Exons: 1
Coding region: 126-749 (207 amino acids)
Biological process (GO): bicellular tight junction assembly; cell adhesion
Cellular component (GO): bicellular tight junction; plasma membrane
Molecular function (GO): structural molecule activity
Source: RefSeq, a predicted model, not a curated record
GUUCCAACCUUUUCCUAAACAUUAACUCUCUGGAAUCCUUUCAACCAGGACGUGGCUGAUCUCACACACAUUCACCGGUUUUCAUUCUUUGCGAGGACAAAUAACAAAAGCUUUCUAAAGGGAUCAUGGCAGCGGCCGGCUUGCAGAUUCUGGGCAUCGCCCUGGGCCUUAUCGGCGUGAUCGGGGCCAUCGUUACGUGCGCCAUCCCCAUGUGGCGGGUGACCGCCUUCAUCGGGCAGAACAUCGUCACGGCGCAGACCACCAACGAGGGCAUCUGGAUGACCUGCGUGGUGCAGAGCACGGGCCAGAUGCAGUGCAAGGUCUACGACUCCAUGCUGGCUCUGAGCAGCGACCUGCAGGCGGCCCGCGCCCUCAUGAUCAUCUCCAUCCUCGUGGGCGUCAUGGCCAUCCUGCUGGCCGUGGCCGGAGGCAAGUGCACCAACUGCGUGGAGGACGAGGGCGCCAAGUCCAAGAUCGCCAUCGCGGCCGGCGUGAUGUUCAUUAUCGCCGGCAUCAUGUGUCUGGUCCCCGUCUGCUGGACGGCCAGCACGGUGGUCAGAAACUUCUACAACCCCCUGGUGUUGGGCUCCCAGAAGAAGGAAUUGGGCGCGGCGCUCUUCAUCGGCUGGGGCGCGUCCGCCCUGCUCCUCGUGGGCGGGGCCUUGCUGUGCGCCAACUGCCCCCCCAAGGAUAACUACACCGCCAAGUACUCGGGAGCCAGGUCCGGCGUGUCCAAGGACUACGUCUGAGAAUCACGGAGGGAAAAACCCGGCCAGUUUUGAGGAAGACAUGAGCCGAAAGGAGAGACUGAAACGGACUUGGAGAGAAAAAAAGGGAAUUAAGUGUUGUGCCAAAUCUGCUGUGUGUUGUGUGUGCGAUGGGAAGUGUGA